ACGACACGAUGGUUUCGACAGCCUGCCUCGCCGCCCUCCUGCUCGUCCUCUUCGGGCUCGCGUCCGCUGCGUCGGACAUGUCCAUCAUCUCCUACGACGAGGAGCACGGCGUCAAGGGUCUAGAGCGCAGCAAGGAGGAGAUGCGGCGGAUGUACGAGGGCUGGCUGAUCAAGCACGGCCGGACGUACAACGCGCUUGGCGAGAUGGAGAGGCGGUUCGAGAUCUUCAAGGACAACCUCCGCUUCAUCGACGCCCACAACGCCGAAGCCGACGCCGGCCUGCACCGGUACCGCCUCGGCCUCAACCGCUUCGCCGACCUCACCAACGAGGAGUACCGGGCCGGUUUCAUCGGUACCAGACCCCGCGGCGCCGCCCGCAGAAACCGCGUGCCCAGCGACCGGUACCGUCUCGGCGACGGUGAGGAGCUGCCAGAAUCCGUUGACUGGAGAGCGAAGGGCGCCGUCGCCGCCGUCAAGGACCAAGGCUACUGCGGGAGUUGCUGGGCGUUCUCGACAGUUGGUGCAGUGGAAGGGAUCAAUCAGAUCGUGACAGGGGAGCUGAUAACACUGUCAGAGCAGGAGCUGGUGGAUUGUGACAACUCCUACAAUAUGGGCUGCAACGGUGGCCUCAUGGACUAUGCCUUUGAGUUCAUCAUCAACAAUGGCGGCAUCGACACUGAAGACGACUACCCCUACAAGGCCCGUAACGGCAUGUGUGACCAAAACAAGAAGAAUGCCAAGGUCGUCUCCAUCGAUGGGUAUGAAGAUGUCCCGCAGAACGAUGAGAAGGCCCUGCAGAAGGCUGUUGUGAACCAGCCUGUUAGUGUUGCUAUUGAAGCGGGUGGCAGGGCGUUCCAACUCUACCAAUCGGGUAUAUUUACUGGAAGAUGCGGGACUAGGCUGGACCAUGGUGUUGUAGUUGUAGGCUAUGGCAGCGAUAAUGGCAAGGACUACUGGAUUGUGAGGAACUCAUGGGGAGGAGACUGGGGAGAGGCUGGCUACAUCAGGAUGGAGCGUAACAUUAAGGCAUCCACUGGCAAAUGCGGUAUCGCUAUGGAACCAUCUUACCCGAUAAAGAAGGGCAAGAACCCACCCCACCCUGGUCCAUCCCCUCCCUCUCCGGUGAGCCCACCAACUGUCUGUGACGAGUACUACUCCUGCCCACCAGCCACCACCUGCUGUUGUCUCUAUGAGUAUGGCAGCUACUGCUUUGCGUGGGGGUGCUGCCCUCUGGAGGCGGCGAUCUGCUGCGAUGAUCACUUCAGCUGCUGCCCUCAUGACUACCCUGCUUGCAAUGUUGGAGCUGGAACCUGUCAAAUAAGCAAAGACAAUCCACUAGGAGUGAAGGCUCUUGUGCGCACACCUGCGAAACCCCUCUGGGCUUUCUCGGAGAAGAAUAAUGUUACACUAACAUUAUGACUUUGAUUUGUUGGGCUGGAGAAGAAAAGAAGAAAGAAAGAAAGAAAGAAAAAUAUCUGCAUUGCAAACUCAUUUUUGUAACUUCGGAACAAAAACUGGUUCUGAUAUAUUUGACGCUUGGGCGGAGCUCAUGUACGUAGUCACAGAUUUCAAACAUUAGACAAAACUUAAAGAUAGUUGACUUGUUUUCUUCUUA
Musa acuminata subsp. malaccensis (wild Malaysian banana) is the source of this 1614-nucleotide messenger RNA. RefSeq names its product oryzain alpha chain. The record is from RefSeq and is a predicted model, not a curated record. NCBI's taxonomy places the organism in Eukaryota, Viridiplantae, Streptophyta, Magnoliopsida, Zingiberales, Musaceae. Gene Ontology annotation, molecular function: cysteine-type endopeptidase activity. Gene Ontology annotation, cellular component: lysosome.